This is a messenger RNA of Manihot esculenta (cassava), 1266 nucleotides long. RefSeq lists its product as uncharacterized. Lineage: Eukaryota; Viridiplantae; Streptophyta; Magnoliopsida; Malpighiales; Euphorbiaceae. The record is from RefSeq and is a predicted model, not a curated record. The transcript has a single exon. Bases 1 to 1266 code for a protein of 421 amino acids.
AUGAGGCAAGAGCUUCAGGCCUUGAAAACCAAUAAUACUUGGACACUCACCACUUUGCCUAAGAAUAAAAAGGCAAUAGGAUGCAAAUGGGUUUACAAAGUUAAAUUUAAACCCAAUGGAGACGUAGAAAGGUAUAAAGCCCGAUUGGUAGCCAAAGGCUACAAUCAAAUAGAAGGGCUGGACUAUAAAGAUAGGUUUUCACCUGUAGCAAAGCUUACCACAGUGAGAAUUCUCAUCGUUAUGGCCACCUCUAAACAGUGGCCAAUAUUCCAAUUGGAUAUUAAUAAUGCCUUCCUUCAUGGGUAUCUAAAUGAAGAGGUGUGCUUGACACCACCUCAGGGCUAUCACAAAGCCCAACCAGGGCAAGUUUGCUUGCUUAAAAGGUCCUUAUAUGGGCUUAAACAAGCCUCCAGGCAAUGGAACAUUGAGUUUACUAAUUUUCUCAAAAAAUUAGGCUUUGUUCAAUCUCCUCAUGACUACUGCCUUUUUACACAACACACUGGCAAUUUGAUUCUGAUUCUACUUGUGUAUGUUGAUGAUGUCAUUUUGACUGGAAACUCUAUUGAUGCUAUUAAUAAAUGCAAGCUUGCAUUAGACUCAAAGUUCACUAUCAAAGAUUUGGGACCUAUGAAAUACUUUUUGGGGCUGGAGAUUGCUAGAUCUUCUCAAGCAACUACUCUCAGCCAAACUAAAUACAUUUCGGAUGUGUUAAAGGAUGCUGGGAUGUUUGACUGUAAACCAGUCUCCUAUCCUCUACCUCAAGGGUUACAUUUAACUCCUGAUUCAGGAGAAAUUCUUGAUGAGCCUGACAUGUACCGAAGGCUCAUUGGGAGGCUUCUUUAUAUUAAUCUUACAAGGCCUGAUAUAUGUUAUGUCGUGCAACACUUAAGUCAAUUUAUGAGCAUGUCCCGAAAGCCUCAUUGGGAGGCUGCUCUACAUGUGCUUCGUUAUCUCAAGGGCACCCUUUAUCAGGGGCUUCAUUACCCUGUGAGCAAUGAUUUAUGCUUGAAUUCCUAUUGUGACUCUGAUUGGGCUGCCUGUGCUUAUUCAAGGAAGUCUCUAUCCGGAUAUUGCAUAUACUUGGGUCCUUGCCUCAUAUAUUGGAAGACGAAGAAACAAACCACUGUGUCUAAGUCUUCAGCUGAGGCUGAAUAUCGUGCAAUGGCUAACACUAUCUGUGAGUUGCUUUGGAUUAGCUAUGUUUUGCAGGAUUUGCAGGUUGCCAUUCAGCUGCCCAUUCCACUGCAUUGUGACAGCAAGGGCUAA